AUGGGUUGCCUUAGCACUUGCAUCAACAAACAAUACCUUUUCGUGUUUUCUUUUUAUUAUCCUUACAAAUCAAUAAUUUUCAAACAUCUCCGAUAAAGAUAAAAUUAAUAAAAUCACAGUUAAAACAUUUUGUUUACAUUUCUUGUUUUCAACUACGCGCACCAAAAGGAAAUAAUAUCUGUCACGUGAUUACAAAAUGGAGGACAAAGAUUUGUCAGUAGUCUGAAAACGGAGCUGUUUACAAAGAGUCACCAACAAGGAUAUAAAUGAGCGCCCAGGACGGAUCUAUUAAGAAUUGAUAAUUAAUGUAUGCUAUGAUAAAUUUGUAACUAUGUCUGAAUUAGAAGCCACGGACUCCGAAACGUAUAUAAAAGAAUGGUUUGUGGACAUUCUCCAUCAAUUUCCUCAUGUGGAUUUUUCGUUCAAAACAGUCAACUCUACAUUUAAGCCAGACAGUAUCAGUUACAGAGAGGCAGUAUUUUUCCUAUGCUCCCUACCCGUGAUAUGGUGUGUGAUUUUUCUUCUGCUCACCUCAUGUUGCCUCUGUCUACAAUGUAUCAGGAAGCCGCCACAAAAAACCGACAAAUCAACGUGUCUCAGGGUAUCCCUCUUCAUCAUCAUCUUCCUGUCAAUAGGAAUUUUAACUCCUGGUUUCUAUGGCAAUGAACAAACGAGUAAAGGUGUGGGCAAAUUUGUAGAGGCUGUAAAGGAUACCAACGAGACAAUAACAGAAGCGGUAGACACCUUGGGUACACUGAACGACUUGGCUAAAAGCAUCUCAGAGAGGAGUGUACUGGCCCUGGAGAAUGUCAUACGGCAGUACACAAACGAGUCUGUCAGGACAUCACUGGAAUCUCUCACCAACGACAUCACAGAAGCCGCAAAGAAAGCAAGAGGUGAUGUGGCCUCGAUCAGACUAGCCACACCCAAUAUAACCCUGUAUUAUAUAGUACAGGAUACGACAGACUACGAAUUUUACAGAUGGAUUGGAACUGUUGUAGCUCUGUGCUUCACUCUGGGAGUCCUACUUCUGAUCCUUAUAGCUAUAUGGCAGAAAUCAAAAUGUAUUGUUAUGUUAUCUAUAUUUAUUGGGUUCCUGACUUUGCUUGUGAUUUGGGGCUCUGCUGGAUUUUAUCUAGGGGGGACUGUGGCUGGUGCUGACCUUUGUUACGAUCCAGAUCUGUUUGUGGAAAACGUAACCUCACAGAAGGUAGACAGAGCCAUUGUGAAAGCCUAUAUUGAAUGUCCACUUGGAUCCACCGACCCAGACAUGUUCUCACAGAACAUCAAAAUGGCCAGAGAUGCUGUCACACAAGCAAAUAAUACGCUGUACAAAAUAAAGGCUAUAGUGAAACCAUUCAACAUUCCUCAGCUAAUGGAGCCGAUGCGAAGGGUUGCAGAGGAGCUAGAGUAUUGUUCCGGUAACAUCACAGUGUUAGCCGAGGACUUAGACUGUCGCGAGAUACACAAGAACUACAUCCAGGCUGUUCAAGGCAUCUGUAACACUUCUAUGCUUGGUCUGGUGUUUAUCCUGCUGUGUCUGCCAGUGUCCGGACUGAUGUUCAUCCUCACCAUGUGUCUGCUUCCGAGGUUCUGGAGACUCAUCGGCAAGAAGCGCGGCUAUCGACCUGUGGAUGACGCUGACCCCUUCUGUCCUCGACCUCCACCUUACAAUGGGUAUGGCAGUAUACACCCGGACAUCGGGUCAUCCAACAGUUUUCCUAACGACCGCUCAUACAGUUUGAACCCUGGUCCAGAAAGUGAGGUACUUCCUAUGCACGGACCUUUGGCCGAGACGCCUCCACCUGCAUAUCGGCCGACAGGAACCUUUGUAGAGAACUACAACUUUGGCCCAAGUCGAUCUCGCUACUCCAGUGAGACCUAGUGACAAAUGGUGGAAACUAGAAGGGACAUAGUCAGUAUGUCAGUGUCAGGAUCUCAAUAUAUACCAACGAAACAAACAAAAAAAGAAACAAAAAAAAAGAAAAGACCGGAAAUGAUUAUAAACUGUUUUAACAGACAAUUGAAAUGUUCAAGUUGCUCAACCUACAGUUUCGUCUUCAUGGUUACAAAUCAUCAAUGUUUUAUACACCGAACAUUUUUGCAUUGGUAAGUGGCUUUUCUUUGUCGAAGGAAGCUGUUGGAAUACUAUCUGUGAAAAUGGGAAUUUACAAAAUCGCAUGGUUUAGAUUGGAAUAGAUAUGUUCUUUGAAUUUUAUUAUACACCAAUAACAAUUUUUCUCUCAAAAUAACCCCUUGGGAAUAUGUCAGGUAUUUUAUACGAAAUGAUAUUUUUAUAUAAGUUUAUAAAAUUAUAUGUGCAGUACAGCAAAAUAAACUCCCAGGGAAAAACGAAAAACAUCGGAGAGUCGUACAAUAUGACCAUAGUUUUACGUUACUGCAGCAGGACUUUCGUUUUCCUGAUACUUUGUAUUGACUGCAGCAGAACUUUCAUUUUCCUGUAACAUUGUAUUGAGUGUUGAAAAUGAUCAGUAUAAUCUAUAUGGCAUGCUUUUCUACCUAUGAAUUACAUAAUACUCAUGACAAUAUAUAUUGUAUAUAUGGUGGGGAAUAUGUUUCGGAAAAGUUAAUCCCAAUUUCUUAAGUAAGCCAUACCAUAUCUUUAUUUCCAACUCACGUUGAUGGUACAUGUACACGUAGUACAAGUUGUUUAUAUGUAAUAUUGUUCUAUUUUAAGUAACAAUAUUUUAUAUACUUUUUAACCAGACACCUUUUAGACUAAAUAGUUUUCAAAAAUUUGAAACGAAUCGAUUGUUCUCCAUGUGUUACUUAUUGUCGUUUUAGAAAGAAAACAAAUGUGUUGUAAAUAAAUUUUGGUACUCUAACCGCCCUUCUACUCCAGCUUCUAUAAGAAAUGUGAUCUUCUUAAAAAAAAUAAUUUCAAAAAAUAAUUUCUGUUUAAAUUUUGCUCUCUUUGUAAUGCCUUGAACAUGACCAUUAUCAAUGUAUAUAUAAUAUUGACAGUGUUUCCCAGUGAGAAAUCAACAUUAAAGGGAAUAUUAUUUUGAUUAUAAAAUCUUUCCCAAUGCACAGCAUAAUUUAUACAUGUACUGGGAAAAAGAUUUGUUUUCACCUUGACAUAACAAUAUUUAAGACUAGAAAGAUGGUCAGUUUCAGGUGAAAUGUCAUGUAAUGAUUUAACACUAUGUAAAAUUACAAACUUACUCAAACGAAGCCAGGCAUAUCAUUUAGCGGUUAUAGCUCUAUGGCAUUUAAAAUUUACAACUUGCAGUCCAUAUGUAUUGUAAUUAUACAGUAAACUGAGUAUUUCUGGUGAAGUAUUACAUCAUGAAUGAUUUGAAAUAUUAAAUAUCAUCUAUGCAAUUCAGAUGGAUUUCGUAUCCAGGUGUAUUUUAUAAAACCGAGUCUACUAUAUCAUAUCUGGUGGAAAAUGAGAAUUAUUUCAAAGACAUAACUAACUAUUAUAUUAUUGAGAUAUAUAAACUACAACAACAUUAUCUUUGAUAUUGUUAACAACUGCAUAUGAUUUUCGAAUGUUUUUUUUUUUUUUUUUUAUUUUCUUAAGAAAUUAUAUGGAAGUAAAUGAAUAGUUAACUGGAUUUAAAGAGGCAUACAAGGUUUCUUGCUUACCAAUGUAAAAAAGAGUAUACCUUAACUGUCAUUUUAUUGUGGAAAUUAAGUCUUUGUGGGUGUGUGUAUGUGUUUCAGUAACCAGUACAGAAUUAAAAUAUUAAAUUUUGUGUAUUUAUACAUGCAUUAAUCAUGAUCAUGUCAUUGCAGAAUUGAAGAUUUCUUGUUUUCCGAAGUAAAGAGAGACAAUUGUGCAAUUCCAAUUCAGCCAUAUUUUAUUCCCAUUUAUCUAGACUCGCCGUGUCAGGUUAUAAGGUGAACUUCAGGACGGUAUCAUAAUGUUCUUAUGAUUCUGAAUUAUUCUUAUUUAGACUUUUUACGAUUGUUUUUGUCGGUGAUAAGUGUAAAUAUUGAGAAGGAAUAAGAAGGUAGAGGGAUUGCAUGGGAAAAAAAAUUAAGUAUUAAAAUUUCACAGGCAAAUUUGAACUGUGCUAACUAGUGGUAAAGUAUUGUCAGAAAAUGUAUGAUAUUUUGAAAAUUAAAUGUAAGGAAUGUUAAGUAUACAAUAUUUUUUUACCUAAUAUAAUUACUUACGUUAGAAUGACAUCACAGUAAUUAUAUUAUAAAAUAAUCUAGAUACAUGACUCUAUUACAUUUAUAUAAUUAUUGUAAAUACAAUAUCUAUUUAGGAUAUUUAAAAACAAAAAAAUGAAAUUAUGGAAUAUAAGACUAAAUACUUACAUUAUAAUUGUAAAUAUAGUAGUAUUAAAGAAAUAGAUAAAGACUCUGAAUACAUGUAGGUAUUCAUUUUUAACAUGAUCAUCAAUGCUCAAAGAAACAUUGUACAAAUGUGGGUGUGAGAAGUUGCUUGUGCUGCUGUUAAAAAAGUGAAAAUUUUACUGCUGAAUAGGUGUGUGUAUGUUCUGAGGGGGUGACACAAUUUUUUUUAUCAGAGUUUCAAAAGCAUUACAUGAAUAGAGACUGAACGUAUGAGUGAUGACAGCUAAAAAAAGGUAAAAAAAAUUAGAAGAAAUUAUUAAAUUCAGCUCCAUGUCACUGGGUCAUGUGACCUGUUUUUAAUUGGAUAGAACAUUGAUAAUGUCUUAUCGUAGCUUAUGAAAUAUUUUUUUCUGAAUAUUUAUGUUACAAUUAUAUCCUGGUGAGAAUUGAAACAAAAUAUGACGAAAUAUUAUAAUAUUUGUUUUAAAAGAUAUUGUUAUGUUGAAAUUUCAUCUGCUAAAAAAUACUACUAGUAGGUAUACAUGUAUAUAAAAAGCAAAGAUUAUUGUUGUAAUUUUUUAAGAGAUAUUUUAAUAAGAGAGGGUUGUUUAGGUGAUUCCUGAGCUGGUUAUAAACCCUCAGAUAAUGAUCACAAAUGGGAUUUUUCAUGCAGUUUAUUUUUUGUAGAAAUAGAUUAUAUUUGUGUAGGCCGUUUUAUCAGCUUGUUAUAAUUAGCUUAUAUUGUGCCAUUAAGAUCAGUGCUUCCCUGUUAAAACAGGUUUCUGUGUCUCAAAAUAAAUAGAUUUUUAUAUUUUCUUCUUUGAAUGGUCAUUAUACAAAGCGUUGGACUUCAGUUUUUUAAAACGAUAAAAAUUAUUUGGUUUUUAAAUUGUUUGUUGUGUGAAUGUUUCCACGGUUACCCAAGUCUGAUUAUCACUUUAGUUAUCCUCCCACCAUUCUCUGUCAGGUCAAGGUCAUGUGGGUCAUAUGAGUCAAGGUCAUGUGGGUCAUAUGAGGUCAAGGUCAGCUUUGAAGAAAAUAUGAUUGGGUGUCAAAAUCAUAUACAUUGAUUUGACCUUUGAUCUCUGGUGAGGCAAAGUUUGGAAAUUGAAGUAUAUAUACAUCGUAUACAGAUCUUGACUGUGACCUUGAAAUUUUAAUGUGUAAAUGAAAAUUAAAAGGUGGGAGUGACUUUGAUAACAAAGGUAGCUAAAUCACAGAACAUUUUACAUGUGUAACCAUAUUUUCAUGUAGAAAAUAUGGAAAGCUGUUAUCAUUGAAACAUCCAAUUCAUUGUUUUUGGAUAUUCAUUGUAUGUGACCAUUGAAAAAGAGGAUAUUUUCAUCAUUUAUAAACAACUUCAUUUGUGUCUAUUGGAAUCCAAAUGUUACAGAGUUAAAACACCUUGUUUUAUAAUCCAUGUAUAUACAUAAUUCUAUUUAACUGUUUUAUGUUUUUCAUUCUUACCUAAUCACAGUCAUAAUAUGCUCAUCGGGCCUUGGUACAAACUCUUUACCCAAGUUGUAUGUAAUUAUAUAAAUGAUGCAGACAUGGACUGUGGGUUGAGGAUUGGUGCCGAGUUACUGUGAAUAUGUUGGUUACUCCUUCUUUUGUCAUGGGAGAUAACCACCCUUCCCCCUCCCCUUAUCAGGGGAGGUAACUGUGGAUAACCCUUAAUCAUCAGGGGAGGUAAUUGUGGUUACCAACUAUCAUCAGGGGAGGUAACUGUGGAUAACCCUUAAUCAUCAGGGGAGGUAACUGUGGGUACUCAUUAUUCAUAAGUUCAUUGAGAAUGUUUUGCAGGCCAGUUCAUUAUAAUGUUAAAUGCUUGACAAGAGAAAUGGUUGAUGCUAAUUUGUCGACAAAUUAUCUACAGCAUAAUGGAAAAGAGGCACAGGGGCUUGUAGUUAUACAACAGUAUAUCUAUUAAAAGAUACAAAGGUAAGAAAGAAAGAAGACCCUGUGAUAAUAAAGUGUAAAAACUGAACCAACUAGUACACCAAUCGUGUCAUGGAUUCUAAUUACAAAUACAUGUAUGCAUAAGAUGGCAGCUCAGAUCCUUGACCCCAGUUGAAAAUCGCAUUUGCUUUACAUGUAAAUCAGCUAAAUUGCGAUUUUCACCAGAGGCCAAGGAGAAGGCUCUUAGAGAUACAGAUUUAGAAUAUUGUAUUACGAUAGUCAAAUAAGGUAUUGUCACACCCUUAUCAUUCGCGUUAGAUGCCUUUCUUUCUUCCUGUACUGGAAGAUUUUUUUAUAGCAUUGUUAAACCAGAAUAUUUUUGUUUGUUACCUAACAUAUGUUACGAUUAUAGUUAUUUUAUCGUAUUACACAAAGUGUGUUAAAUUUACCUUUGUUACCAAUGCCUGUAGGUACUUGCCAUUGUGUGUUACAAGUAUGUCAAAUAUAUUGUCUUGUAGGGGAGGUGAUUUGUACUGACACAAUCUGCAUUAUUUAAUAAGAUUAUGUAUGAUAGAACAUUUCUGGAUCAGUAAGAUUUAUCUCGGAAAUUCUGAAUACUUUCUUUCACGUCAAAAUAUAGAAAAUUACAGGUAAGAACUCUUGAAUAUUUAAAAAACAACUUUAGUUGAAUAUAUAAAUAUUUGUGCAAUAAAAAAAUAUUAUGAUAGAAGACCUAGAAAAAUGGAAAACCUCUGAACAUUGUGUAAAAUGAAAACCACUUUUCUUAAAAUAAUUUACUCGUUGGAAAAAGGCCAUUCAGUCGAAGGUUUCAAGGUUGGUGUUGUACGUUUGAAGGGGACCGUGUGUGGUAUGUAUUGUAAGGGUGGGUUAAGGGUGGGCUAGGGGAAUGGGUACGGAGGGGUUCAUGUUGGAGGAUGGUGAAGAGCUAUUUCGUACAGUACCUUUGUUUACCAAUAGAGAUUUGCUUGGUUUUGCAUUGUAUACACGUUUCUUGACAUUUUUGUAUCAUAUUUUUUGUUGUCAUUUCCCAUUUAGUUUUAUUGUGCAUGUUAUUUUUGUUUUUUAUCUAAAUUCGUAGAAUUUUAUAAAGUGUUGGUUGUGAAUGUAUUGUUUUCUUGGCUACCUGAAGCAUUAUCUUUGCAUACCGGUAUAUGUAAGUUUGAACUUUUUUGCCAGGGUUUGUCAAGGGCAGAAUCUUGUCAAAUGAAAUUUAAUUAUCUAAAUGAUACUUCAAGUCCAAUUUUUAGCCCACCAUCUCUUGUUUUAAUUCAGUGUUUGAAAAAUUGUAUACCGAAAUAUGAAUAUUGCAUGAAGGCAUUUGAUGCAAAUGGACCCAGUGUAUCGCUCAUUAAUAUCAGAAGUCCCAUCUCCACCAAUCAAGCACAGCCUUAUAGUAAUCCAGGACAAAAGGUGUCUCGGAAGGUAUUGUCAAUUCUCAUUGGAUAGUUUUGAACAAACUGUUCCUUUUCAAAUUUGAGGAGCUCCAUGAAUUUUGAGGGUGUACGCUAUAUUCUAGUAUAUUUACCAUUCAUAAUAUCACCAUUCACAUAGAGAAGCGUAUAACCAGAAUGGAUUUUAUCUUUUAUUUCAAGUCGUGUCUUUUGAUACAGUAGUUACCUAGACAAGGUUAAACAUUCCACCCUAUAUAGUUAUGCAGCUUCUCCUAUUUAAAUAUUCUUAUUAGAUUAUAUUUGAUCAAUUUCAACAAAACAAGAUGAACUCGGUCUUUCGCAGGUCAAAGUAAUUUACUAGAAAAAUCUGAUGAGCCAAUUUGGACUAGAGCGGAGUCUUGCUUCUAGAUAAAAUUCUGGCAUCAAUCGAGACAUUCAGAGAAAGUGAAAUUUGAAAAUGUGAUGUAAUAUUUUAAUAUGAUAUAUGACAGUAUAUUGGCCAGAUAUGCCGAAUAAAUCAGCUUGAGUUUUAUAACUUACAGAUUAUAUUGGUAGAUAAUGACUUAUGAUAAUUAAGUAGUGUCAAUGUUGUCCCUGUUUGAGAACGCCUAGGUUGUAAAUUAUACCGGUAUAUGAGGAGACUUGUUUUUACUUUGUAUCCUGCAUGCAUUUUAUGUUAUAUUUCUUUGUUGUCAGUUUUAAAAAUAUUAUUUGUAUAAUUAAUCCAAUUUGAAAUUAUUUUAAGCUAAUAUUUUGUUGAUUUUAUUCUUUAAGUUGAAAGUACAUUAUUUUGCUUUUCUUGAAUGAAAUAUUUACUUUAAACAUUUUUAUACAGUAUCAGAAAAAUCCUAAAUAUAUUCAACAUUUAAAAUAGUCAACCAUUGCCAAAACAAUAAUUUUGAUAAUAUGAUCUGCAAAGGGAAAUUUUAUUCAAUAUUACGUUUUAGAUACAGGGCGGGGAUUUCGAAGUAUCGAAGUAAAAAUUUGAUUGAUCAAUCAGUUUAGUCAAAUAGCUCAAAGUAUCUUUCCACAAUUGUUUUCUUAGAUUUAUGAUGAAUGAUUGUUUGAAUUUUUGGAGAUUUUUUUCAGAUAUAAUUAUCGAUAAGUGAUUUUCAUAAAUUGUCAAUCGUUUUUUAAAAUGAAAAGUUGAAAUCAAUAAGACUUCUUUAACAAUUGAAGAUUAUCCUAUUAUGAUAGAAAAACUACUGUGAAAUCAAACUCAUUUUCUUGUAAAUAGUGUUACAAAAAUGUCCAGGUAUCUCCACUAUUUUGCAUGACUAUAGUUUUUCGAAGUUAUGUCAAUGUGUGCUUUUAAUAUCACAAAUUUAUCACAUGCAAGGGCGUCAAAGAAUUCACAAACUCUGACAUUUGAUGAUUGUUUCACAAAUUUCAGUUUGAUUUUUCUGAGUGCAGGUUAUGAUUCCAUUGUACUGGACUUGUGUAAUAUGUAUGUACAAUGUAUAUGUAAAAAAAAACAUUUAUCAUCUAAUCACUUCACUGCUGGCGGUCUCAUAUUCAUUCUUUGUCUUUCAUUUUGUGUCUUUAAAGCCAUUUUAGUUAUGCAAAGUACUGUAAACCAACUUAUUUUCGCGUAUUUAUGCCUAGCAACUUUUUCGAGGGAUUUAAUUUCCCAAUUUACAGUCAUCAAAGACCUAAUUUCGCAUUUUUAUGCCUAUCGACUUUUUUUGCGUCGGUUAACUUUCACAAGUUAGAGUCAUAAAAGACCUGCUGUACCUCGGAUUGAUAUAUUUAGCAGUGAUUAAUUUUCACAAAUUUAAUAGCCCGCAAAAUACGUGAAAAUUAGUUGCCCACGAAAAUAAGUUGGUUUGAAGUAUUGCCCACGAAAAUAAGUUGGUUUGAAGUAUUAACAGUUGCUAGAUUUCUAAUGUUCUAUUAUACUUUUAGGAUGUAAAAUAUCCGAAGGAUCCAAGUGAUUUACCUUUUCUUUACAAAAAUUGCGCACAAAAUCAAAUUUCCUCUGGACACCUAGGAUGAUCUUGGCUAAGUUUGAAGGUCACAUGCAAGAAUUUGGUGUUAAUAAAACAGAAUUUAAAAAAAAAAAUUCUUUGAGAAGGUAUCAAAAUGUUUCGUUAUUGUCACGUUAUAGCAGUACUUUCCAGAAGCUAUAAUUAUUAGUUUGCCCACCUCUCUUCACCAUAAGUGUCAGCUUGCAUAAUUAUAGAUUAAUUAUAAAGUACUGCAGAACCUCAUUAAUUAGGACCACUUUUCCCAAAACAUUACCUUAACAGAAAUUUGGAUGUAAAUCUGUGUAGAAAAAAAAUUAUAUCAGAAAUUUAAAAAACAAUUUUCUAUGUAAAAUUUAAUCUAUUUUAGAAUUUUGUGGUCAGAAUGUAAAUCUUAAGAAAAUAAAUAUUAUUCCAGAAUUCUGUUUGGAAAACAAUGUACCCCAGACUUAAGAGCUUUCUCUGUACUCCUCGUGUUUCAAUAUUACCUUGUAACAUGUUGCAUGCUUUUCAGUUGUACUAUGUUUUAACUGUUUUAAUAUAUCUGAUGUUUUUCUUUGUUUAUUUUGCUAUUUUGAUUUGUUGUCAUUGGUCAACAGGGGAUUAACAAGAAGAAAUAAUAUCAUAUAUCAUUUUAUCCUAUGUCCACCAAAGAAUGUCAUAAAUACAUGAAAUAUUUUCUUUACAUUUUGUGAAAAUAAACAAAAUAUUGUAUAAGUAAA
Molecule: messenger RNA, 10269 nt
Organism: Pecten maximus
Lineage: Eukaryota; Metazoa; Mollusca; Bivalvia; Pectinida; Pectinidae
Product: protein tweety homolog 1-B-like
Exons: 14
Coding region: 332-1885 (517 amino acids)
Cellular component (GO): plasma membrane
Molecular function (GO): volume-sensitive chloride channel activity; intracellularly calcium-gated chloride channel activity
Source: RefSeq, a predicted model, not a curated record